CUGGCAUGCCUUCUUUGUCACUGGACCCACCUUGUGAAUUACUUAAUAGAAAACGAAAGGGAAAUAAAACAUACGGUUUACUUCACCAAGAUGAAUGAGCUACUGCUUAUACCAGUCAACUCUAGAAUUGUGUUAAAAUGCGCUGGGGGUUCUGAAGAUGAGCAAAACGUUGUGUGGCUCAAAGAAGGAGGGGCAGUCCCCACUGGAGAGGAAUACAGCGUAUUUAACAGCAGCUUCAUUAUAAAGAACACAAAAAAGUCCGACUGUGGUAUUUACUCCUGUGUAAUGGGACAAAACCUAAGCAGCUUAAAUAAGACAUACAAGCUUCAGGUUGAAGGUAUGCCAUCACUACAUACUGGUACACUGGUCACAUCUUCUCUGGUUUUAUGCCUGGCUCUAUUAACUGCUGUUCCAAUGAUUCUGCGCCUUGUGAAGAAAAUUCCAGGAGAAAGCGGUAAAGUGGCGGUUUGUUUCCAUGUAAACUGGUUUUUCCUUCCUGUCUUCAUGUCCACUGCUUUCCUAUUCUGGGGUGCAGUUGAAGGUUUUUCCGUAGCAGUUAUCCUUUCUAUGUUUGUCCAUUUGUUGCCAAUUCCUUAUAUCCUGCAUUUUGAUAACUGUCUUUUCGAUCAUCAUGAGGACUAUCACAUCCUUGGAUUUCUCUGUGGAACAAACAUCCUCUCCCAGAUUAAUUCAAUCACUCUGAUUGUGUCAGUGGUUGUCCAAGCUGGGAAAUCCUGCAUUGUUGUGACUGACCUGGUUCCCAGUGCUGUAGUGACCAUUUUAAUAAUCCUUCUUCUGUUGUUUACAUCAGUAGCUCCUGCAAUAAAUUACCGAAUCAAAAACUGGAAGAAACAGAAGAAAUCACAGGCUUAUUUACAGCAAUGGUACAAGAACUUGAGAAAACUACAGAUGGAGACCACUAGAUGGAUGAGGGAGUCUAACCUGCAGAAGAAAGGUCAACUGAGGAAGGCUGCUGGACCAAUGAGAUCAGCUGAACAGAUCAGGCUGGUUGAACCAAUGAGAGCAACUGAAUGUCAACAAAGUCUUCAACUAGUAAAUGCACCUGCAAUAAGAAGGGAAAACCAAAUGUACUGGUGUGAGCAAUAUGAACGAAUUAAACAAGGACCUGAACUCAUGACAAGGGAAGAGAUGAUGAAGCACUCUGAAGAUCAUCACAGACAAGAGUGCCCACGUCAGCCAUUGAGAAUAAAACUACAUCCUCCAGUAGUGAGAAGAGACAGCCUGAAGGAUGCAACUCAUGUUGUGUGAGAAGAGCUGAUUAAAAUAAACAAUGUUAAAAGUUAAA
This is a messenger RNA of Polypterus senegalus (gray bichir), 1306 nucleotides long. RefSeq lists its product as uncharacterized. The record is from RefSeq and is a predicted model, not a curated record. The transcript is spliced from 11 exons. The coding region runs from base 91 to 1269 and encodes 392 amino acids. Lineage: Eukaryota; Metazoa; Chordata; Cladistia; Polypteriformes; Polypteridae.